Molecule: messenger RNA, 1413 nt
Organism: Filobasidium floriforme
Lineage: Eukaryota; Fungi; Basidiomycota; Tremellomycetes; Filobasidiales; Filobasidiaceae
Exons: 2
Coding region: 1-1413 (470 amino acids)
Molecular function (GO): protein binding
Source: RefSeq, a predicted model, not a curated record
AUGACCUCCCUCUUGGAUAUGCCACUGGAGCUGCUGGUCCAGAUAUCUACCUAUGUCACUACUCCUGAUCUCAGCGCCCUACGACUCACCUGCAAACAACUGGAAAGGUCGUUGUGGGAAUGGUUCGCCGACGAGUUCUUCGUCAAGAAGCAAUUCAUGAUCACGCAUCCGUCUCUACAAGCUCUCGUCGACAUAUCUCGUCACCCGAGCCUUUCAAAGAAGCUCAGAUAUGUCAUCAUCAGUACCCAUGUCUACGACAUCAAUGCUGUGAGAGGGUCGUUUAGGAAUCAAAAGGCACGCGACAUCUACAUGCGAGCUUCUGCAGACCAGGAAUACUUGAUGAAGAACGGCAUACACCGUGAGAUGUUGACCGAAGCGUUCACGAGUCUCGAGAACUUGGAGACGGUUGACGUCCGCGAUUUCAACGCUUCACGCCAACGUGAUGGGACCGACUGGAAAUCGUGGGGUGUGACGACACUUUAUGAUCUUACUGGUCACCUUCCUGGCCUCUAUGAGAUCCACGGCAUGAACGAGGCGUUUCUGGCGAACCUCUUCUCGGCACUUUUUUGCUCUCUAGGCCUUGCUGGACGGAUCUUGCCGCGAUUUCAAGUGUUGUUCCGCAAAGGCAUUGCACUUCCGGAUGCUGCAUUCUUUCUGCCCGGAUUUGUCUAUCCGGCCAUCCAGCCGGUCCUUCGAGAGCUCAAGGUCCUCCAUUUGACAGUCAAUCUUUCCGCCAACCAAACGGCACCGGAAUGUUCUCGUCAUCUUCGUCAAUUCCUCAUUUGUACCCAAGGCCUGACGGAACUGCGUCUCAAUUUCCAUAGGUCGGUCACCGGGGCCAACGAAGACUUUCUCUUUUGGAUCGGCAAAUCGCCAACCUCUCCCAUGCAGCUUCCACAAUCGACACAAACCGUUCACGAUAUUGUGCCCCCUGCCUCACUCUCCCACCUGAAGACGUUGGAACUAGGGUUCGCCCGAACAAGCCCUGAGCCACUGCUCAGCGCGAUCAAAAAGUUCGCUCCCACACUUGAGAAACUCAGUCUGUGGCGAAUCUCUUUCCCCACUCAGGAUCGCCCAGGAGAUUAUGCUCAAUGGACUCAGUUUUUCAGGGAUAUCUCCCUGAUUCCUCUCCCCGCGUUGAGCCACUUGAAGCUUGGAGGUCUCUCCCACUAUAGCCCAAAUGGCAUGAUAUACCAUGAUGUCAUCGGCAGAGACAAGACUAGAAUCGACAGGGAGUAUUCAGGCGACGACAUGUCGGGCUUCCUACAAGCUCUGGCUGAUGAGAUCAUCGUCACGCCGCCGGUCGUUCGAAAUUACUCUGCAGCGGAUCUGGGAACGGACAGCGAUGAGGAGCACGAUGACGAACAGGAUGACGAGGAUGAAGACGAUGAAGACGGGUCGUACAGCGACUAG